GUGAUGAAGAUUGUUAAACAAAGGGAAGAGAAAGUAAUGACCGGAGAAGUUGACAGCUUCGGCCAUGAUUUUCUAGGAUUACUUGUAAAUGCCUAUCAUGAUCCGAUUGAGAAAAACAGGCUUUCGAUACAAGAUGUGGUAGGUGAGUGUAAAACUUUCUAUUUUGCUGGGCAAGAAACAACCAAUUCCUUGCUUGCAUGGACAACCCUACUUUUAGCAAUAUAUACAGAUUGGCAAGACAAAGCAAGAGCAGAGGUGAUUGAGAUCUUUGGUAAUCAAAACCCAAAUUCUGAAGGGAUCGCCAAAUUAAAGACUAUGACCAUGAUUAUUAAUGAAACUUUACGGCUCUAUCCUCCUCUAAAUGGUGUGGUAAGAAAGGCAGUAAGAGAUAUCCAAUUAGGAAAACUUGUCCUACCUAAUUAUUUAGAUCUCAACAUCCGAUUUAUAGCACUCCACCAUGACCCUGAUUUAUGGGGAGAUGAUGUUCAUCUUUUCAAACCAGAAAGGUUUUCAGAAGGGAUUGUCAAAGCUACUAACAAUAAUGCAGCUGCAUUUAUGCCCUUUGGAUUGGGACCUCGAACUUGCGUUGGAAUGAACUUUGCAAUCACUGAAACCAAAAUUGCCCUUUCCAUGAUUCUACAACGCUACACUUUCACCCUUUCCCCUACUUAUGUUCACGCACCUUUACCAAAUCUUUCACUCAAGCCACAACAUGGGCUUCACGUAUUGUUUCAUUCAUUACAUUAAAAUUUGUAAAAUAUUGUAUUAUAUAAUAAAAUGUGGAUGUGAAACUAUUCCUUGUAAUG
Molecule: messenger RNA, 806 nt
Organism: Gossypium arboreum
Lineage: Eukaryota; Viridiplantae; Streptophyta; Magnoliopsida; Malvales; Malvaceae
Product: cytochrome P450 CYP749A22-like
Exons: 2
Coding region: 4-747 (247 amino acids)
Molecular function (GO): iron ion binding; heme binding; oxidoreductase activity, acting on paired donors, with incorporation or reduction of molecular oxygen
Source: RefSeq, a predicted model, not a curated record